This is a messenger RNA of Lodderomyces margitis, 804 nucleotides long. RefSeq lists its product as uncharacterized. The coding region runs from base 1 to 804 and encodes 267 amino acids. Gene Ontology annotation, biological process: translation. Gene Ontology annotation, cellular component: mitochondrion. Lineage: Eukaryota; Fungi; Ascomycota; Pichiomycetes; Serinales; Debaryomycetaceae. Gene Ontology annotation, molecular function: ribosomal large subunit binding. The transcript has a single exon. The record is from RefSeq and is a predicted model, not a curated record.
AUGUUCAGACACGUAUUGAAAACUUCGGCGUAUAGGCCUGUUAGAACCCCAUCAUCUUCAUUAUUUCGUAUAGCGACUCUUCGACCAUGUUCCCAAUUUCACAGCAGUGCAUUAAUUCAAGGCUCCUCGAAAAAGAAUCAAAAAUUGAAAAAGGCACACAAGCAGCAAAAGAUACAAAUUGAGGAUGAUAAGAUCCAAGUAGAGGCGGAAGAAGAGGCUGUCACUCCAACUAUUGAUUUCAAAGAUGCCACUGCUAAAUUUGAAUCCAUUUUAUCCCGAUUUGAAAAAUUGGCAAAUGAAAUCAAGUUGGGUAAAUUAAACCCCAAGAUCUUUGAUAAUUUGUUAGUGAAUAUAGGCAACCAGAAAGACACCAUUGAGGUUCCCUUUAACACAAUUUCUCAGACUUCAGUCAAGGGGAGGAACUUCAUCAUCACCAUGUUUGAUCCUCUGAAUGCUCAAGCUAUCAUCAACACAAUUAUCGGAUCAGGGUUAAACAUGAGCGGAGUUGUUGAUCCUGCAAACAAGUUCAACAUUAAGGUGCCCUUGCCUCCAAUCACAUUAGAGACAAAACAAAACAACGUCAAGUUACUAAAAGAAUUAUUUGACAAGUUGAGAAAUAACAAAACUGGAUCGUUAACAUCGGUAAGAGGUGAUGUCAGACACAAAUUUCAGUCGCACUUGAAAACCCAUAAGUUGUCGGACCUGGAGAAUAAGCAAUUGAGCCAGUUAGAGAAGUUGCACAAGUUGUAUGUUGACAAACUACAAGAGUCCUUUAAAAAAUUUGAAAAAAGUAUAUUGCAAUGA